This is a messenger RNA of Limanda limanda (common dab), 1554 nucleotides long. RefSeq names its product E3 ubiquitin-protein ligase TRIM35-like. Lineage: Eukaryota; Metazoa; Chordata; Actinopteri; Pleuronectiformes; Pleuronectidae. Bases 132 to 1502 code for a protein of 456 amino acids. The record is from RefSeq and is a predicted model, not a curated record. The transcript has 2 exons. Gene Ontology annotation, molecular function: zinc ion binding; protein binding.
AUCACAUUCACCUUCCAAACCAAACUAAACCAAACCAGACCAGACGUCCUGAGUGAGUCCAGCUACAGGAGAGAAGAGUCAAACUACAACCUGCCGACGCUCCACACACUGACCCUUCACCUGGAGACUCAAUGGCUUCCAGAUUAGAAGAGGAUCUCUGCUGCUCCGUCUGCCAUGAUGUCUUCAGAGAUCCUGUCAUUCUGUCAUGUAGCCACAGCUUCUGUAGAGACUGUGUGAAGAGCUGGUGGAAAGACAAAGAAGUAAAAGAGUGUCCACUUUGUAAGAAAAGACAUUCAAAGGAUAUACCACCUAACCUGGUGUUAAAGAACCUGUGUGAGACCUUCUUACAGGAGAGAGAUCAGAGCUCUUCACCUGCUCUCUGCAGUCUGCACUCAGAGAAACUCAGACUCUUCUGUCUGGAACAUCAGCAGCCAGUGUGUCUCGUCUGCAGAGAUUCAGAAAAACACAGCGACCACAGAUUCAGACCCAUAGAGGAAGCUGCACAAAAACACAAGAAGCAGCCUCAGGAAACUCUGGAGCCCUUGAAGAAGAAGUUACAGUGUUUUGAACGUGUUAAAGUAGAGUUUGAACAAACAGCAGAACACAUUAAGGUCCAGGCCGGACUCACAGAGACGCAGAUCAAGGAGCAGUUUAAAAAGCUUCAUCAGUUUCUGGAGGAGGAAGAGGAGGCCAGAAUGGCUGCACUGAGGGAGGAAGAGGAGCAGAAGAGUCGGAUGAUGAAGGAGAAGAUUGAGGCUCUGAGCAGAGACAUAACGGCUCUUUCAGACACAAUCAGAACCACAGCGGACGAGCUGAGAGCUGAAGACGUCUCGUUCCUGCUCAACUACAAGGCUGCAGUGGAACGAGUCCAUCAGCGCCCCCUGCUGGAUGAUCCACAGCUGGCCUCAGGAGCUCUGAUAGACGAGGCCAAACAUCUGGGCAACCUGAGCUUCAACAUCUGGAACAAGAUGAAGGACGUGGUCUCCUACAGUCCUGUGGUUCUGCACCCAAACUCUGCUCAUCCAUGGCUCGUCCUGUCUGAAGAUCUGACCAGUUUGAGACGAGGAGAGGAACAGAAGCUUCCUGACAAUCCAGAGAGGUCUGAUAAGCACAGCUUAGUCCUGGGAUCUGAAGGUUUUAACUCAGGGACUCACAGCUGGGACGUCCUGGUUGGAGACAGUACACGCUGGUCACUGGGUAUAAGAGCAAAGCCUGUCCAGAGGAAGGGAAGAGAUCUGUCUGGAUUAUGGGUAAUAUGGUUCUAUGAAGGUAAAUACAACGUAUUGUCACAAUCAGAAUCAUCUGUUCUCUCUGUGCAGAAGAUCCAGAGGAUCAGAGUGAAACUGGACUGGAACAGAGGAGAACUGUCGUUCUCUGAUCUUGAUACUAACAAACACAUUCACACCUUCACAGACACUUUCACUCAGAAGAUCUUUCCAUUCUUUAACACUACAGGUCACAUGAAGCUGUUACCUGUGAAAGUCUCUGUGACGCUGGAUUAGAGCCGUUAGAGAUAAAGAUUUUAUUCAUCAUGUUUAUUUCUUCAAGAGAAAU